Molecule: messenger RNA, 2619 nt
Organism: Candidozyma haemuli
Lineage: Eukaryota; Fungi; Ascomycota; Pichiomycetes; Serinales; Metschnikowiaceae
Exons: 2
Coding region: 1-2619 (872 amino acids)
Biological process (GO): mitotic spindle disassembly; autophagosome maturation; retrograde protein transport, ER to cytosol
Cellular component (GO): cytosol; nucleus; VCP-NPL4-UFD1 AAA ATPase complex
Molecular function (GO): ATP binding; ATP hydrolysis activity; polyubiquitin modification-dependent protein binding
Source: RefSeq, a predicted model, not a curated record
AUGACAAAAGAAGACAAGAAGCCACUUUUGGACGCCUCAGGCGCCCACGAGAAUGACGACGCCACCGCUACAGCUAUCUUGAGAAGAAAGAAGAAGGACAACGCUUUGAUCGUCGAUGAUGCCACCAAUGAUGACAAUUCCGUCAUUACUAUGUCUUCUGCAACAAUGGAACUUUUGGAGUUGUUCAGGGGCGAUACUGUGUUGGUCAAGGGAAAGAGAAGAAAAGAUACUAUCUUGGUUGUUCUCUCUGACGACGAAAUGCCAGAUGGGAUUGCUAGAAUCAAUCGUUGUGUCCGUAAUAACUUGAGAGUGAGAUUAAGCGAUAUUGUUACGAUUCAUCCUUGCCCUGAUAUCAAGUAUGCUUCAAGAAUCUCUGUGUUGCCAAUUGCUGACACAGUCGAGGGUAUCACCGGUUCAUUGUUCGAUGUCUAUUUGAAACCGUACUUUGUUGAGGCCUAUAGGCCAGUUCGUAAGGGUGAUUUGUUCACUGUGAGAGGUGGUAUGAGACAAGUGGAGUUUAAAGUGGUGGAUGUGGAACCUGAGGACUUCGCCAUUGUCGCCCAAGAUACUAUUAUUCACUGCGAGGGCGAGCCUAUCAAUCGUGAAGACGAAGAGAAUAACAUGAACGAAGUUGGCUAUGAUGACAUUGGUGGAUGUAAGAAACAGAUGGCACAGAUUAGGGAAUUGGUUGAGUUGCCUUUGAGACACCCACAGUUGUUCAAGUCUAUUGGUAUCAAGCCCCCUAAAGGUAUCUUAAUGUAUGGUCCUCCAGGUACUGGUAAGACUAUCAUGGCUAGGGCUGUGGCGAAUGAGACUGGUGCCUUCUUCUUCUUAAUCAAUGGUCCCGAGAUUAUGUCGAAAAUGGCAGGUGAAUCGGAAUCCAACUUGAGGAAGGCAUUUGAAGAAGCUGAGAAGAACUCUCCUGCUAUUAUCUUUAUCGAUGAGAUUGAUUCCAUCGCCCCAAAGAGAGAUAAAACAAACGGUGAAGUCGAAAGAAGAGUUGUUUCUCAGUUGUUAACCUUAAUGGACGGAAUGAAGGCAAGGUCCAAUGUCGUUGUGAUCGCUGCCACUAAUAGGCCCAACUCUAUCGACCCCGCCUUGAGAAGAUUUGGAAGGUUCGAUAGAGAAGUUGACAUUGGUGUUCCGGAUGCAGCUGGUCGGUUGGAAAUCUUGAGAAUUCACACUAAGAACAUGAAAUUAGCGGAUGAUGUUGAGUUAGAAGCUAUUGCGUCUGAAACACAUGGUUUUGUCGGUGCUGACGUUGCUUCUUUAUGUUCUGAGGCAGCCAUGCAGCAAAUUCGUGAAAAGAUGGAUCUCAUCGAUUUAGAGGAAGAGACCAUUGAUGCCGAGAUCUUGGAUUCAUUGGGUGUCACUAUGGAGAAUUUCCGCUUUGCUUUGGGUAACUCCAAUCCAUCCGCCUUGCGUGAGACCGUGGUUGAGAAUGUUAAUGUCACCUGGGAUGAUAUUGGUGGCUUAGAUGAUAUCAAGAAUGAGUUGAAGGAAACUGUCGAGUAUCCAGUGUUACAUCCAGAUCAAUAUCAGAAGUUUGGAUUGGCACCCUCCAAAGGUGUGUUGUUCUUUGGACCUCCUGGUACUGGUAAAACCUUAUUGGCGAAAGCUGUUGCCACCGAGGUAUCCGCAAACUUCAUUUCUGUCAAGGGACCUGAAUUAUUGAGUAUGUGGUACGGUGAGUCGGAGUCUAACAUCAGAGAUAUUUUUGAUAAGGCCAGAGCUGCUGCUCCUACUGUCGUUUUCUUGGAUGAAUUGGAUUCUAUCGCCAAGGCAAGAGGUGGCUCUCACGGUGAUGCUGGUGGUGCAUCUGACAGAGUUGUUAACCAAUUGUUGACUGAGAUGGACGGUAUGAAUGCUAAGAAGAACGUCUUUGUCGUUGGUGCAACUAAUAGACCUGAUCAGAUUGAUCCAGCCUUGUUGAGACCAGGAAGAUUGGAUCAGUUGAUUUACGUACCAUUACCCGAUGAGGCUGCUAGAUUGUCUAUCUUACAGGCACAGUUGAGAAACACUCCAUUAGAACCUGGUUUGGAGUUGACUGAAAUUGCCAAAAUUACUAACGGCUUCUCCGGUGCCGACUUGUCGUACAUCGUCCAAAGAUCCGCUAAGUUUGCAAUCAAAGACUCCAUUGAGGCCCAUAUCAGGAUCACUAAGGAUAAGGGCGACGUGAAGCAGGAAGAGAGUGGGGACGUUGAUAUGACUGACAAGCCUAAGGCUGAAGAUGAGGAGGAACAGGAAGACCCAGUGCCCUACAUCACCAAGAAUCACUUCGAGGAAGCCAUGAAGACUGCAAAGAGAUCUGUGUCAGAUGCCGAGUUGCGUCGUUACGAGGCCUACGCUCAGCAGCUACAAGCGUCUAGAGGUCAGUUCACUAACUUUAGAUUUUCCGAAAAUGAAGGUAUCGCUGGCGACAUCAUGAGAGGUCUCUCCACUGGAACUGUCUUAGCUAUUGGUCCAGUAUUCCUCGUGGCAGCUGAUUUUAUUGCUACGAGGUUCUCUACUAGCCUGCUGAAGAAGGCAUCAACCAGAACUCAGUCCUUGUUCAGAAAUCAUGUUUAUGGUACACACUUCUACAACACAGAACUUCGCAAGUUCUCCAAAAGACCAUGA